This is a messenger RNA of Misgurnus anguillicaudatus (oriental weatherfish), 3552 nucleotides long. Lineage: Eukaryota; Metazoa; Chordata; Actinopteri; Cypriniformes; Cobitidae. The record is from RefSeq and is a predicted model, not a curated record.
UUUACGUUUUGUUAAAGGAGAGGAAGAGGAAUUUCUCUUGACUUAGCGAUUUGUUUGCGUUAAUGUGGAUGGUGAGCACGCGACGUCAUGCUAGCACGAAGCGUCUUCAGAUUUUUCACAUCAGCUAGGAGUGCAUGGGUCAAGAUACAGGGAGGACCUCAGUUCAUUCUUACCCAAUUUGUCAAGUUUUACCUCAGUCUGUCUUACAUCCAGUAACGUGACUUGAGAUGGUAAAUAGACGGAUCUUCGUGAUUAUUUUGGAGCAUUCCCCUGAACCGAUGAUGAACGGAAGAGGAAAGCAACAAACAUAUACCAAUGAGACUAUCUGGGGACACCAAAGGACUCCACGUGUCAUUCAUGAAUCCUUACAGACUGCAGAUAAUCGAGAAGUAACAUGACAGGUCAUUCCAGUGGGCUUCCGGAACCAUACAGUCACAUGACACCAGCGUUUAAGCUAUACCCCCAUACAGGACCUACACAACCGAUGAAAUCUGUCCUGAAAAUGCGAACAACAUCAACAUCUGUUCCACUCCAGCGAGAAAAUACAAGGAAGACGCAAUGCUUCUUACACAAACACAAAAUGCUUUAUUGAGACAGCAUGGACCAUAGACCAGCCAUAAGAGAACAUGGACCAUAGACCAUCCAUACGACAGCAUGGACCAGCACUGUAGAUAUCGAGAAGAGCUAAAUAGGAUUUUAUAAAACAAACAAUGGGGACAAAUGUGCUGUUAAACAAUUAAUGUUUCACGACAUCUUAUUUAAGCUUGCACCAACUCAUCAGUGUUCCUUCCCGCCAACUAAUGGAGAUGUAAUUGUAGGAAUCAACAAGUCUAUUUGUAUUGCCAACCCCAUCUUUCCUUGGAUGACAAAAUUUGCGCAAAACCCCACGAAGAAGAAUCACAGCGCCGUGUCAUUUGAUGAAUGCAGGAGCGACAAGAAAACCCCGCUGGGAAUCAUUGCCAAAAAGAGCACGCAGUGCUUAUACAAGUGCCCAGCUAGUAGAGCUACUUCAGACGUUAUUUAUGCAGGAGGAGGUGUGUGGAAAUGGCCUGUUUACUCCAACAUAUAGUGAGAAGCAGAUAAAAGCCUGCGGCUUUAGAAGGGUGCCUUAUAGCAGAACCAUCUUUAUCCAGCAACCCACCACUACUGCUUCAAAUAAACAUGAUUAGUUGUUUGAAAGCAGUGGCUGAAACCUUUGGGUAGCCUAUGGACUCUCCACUGGUUAUCAUACAGACGACAAUUUUUUUUCUUUCUUUUUGUACAUUAUCGUGUACUUUGCUUUUUACUAAAGAUUUAGUUUAGUUUCUUUUGACCGAGAGUGCGUUUAAUGUCGAAUAUUCUCAAGUCCCCGCCAAACAAACGAUUACACACAAAAUUAACAUUAAUGGAACAUAAAUUAAAAUGUAUUUUUAGUUUACUGUUACUAAAUCCCUUUAGUUCUUGAGAUUUGGAACAUUUGUUGGCUGACAAUUUAUUAAAGGUAUGCUUAGCAAUUUUCAUUUGUAACCUGCUAAUCGUCAGCUUUUGACUUUAAUUCAAAAUUUCUUCUAUAGCGCUUUUCAUAAUUUUUAUACUCCCAGUUACCGAUGGAAUCAAAAUGUUUGUCACAUGUAAGCUAAUAAAUGCAGAGACAAUAACAAUAAAACGUAAGGGGCUUUUAGGAAACAUUAAGAAAACCAAAAAGUUAUGUUUCCUUUCGGUUUUGAGCUAAAUAUUCUAGCGUUAUAAUUUUGCUCUGUUGUAAAUUGGAAAUUAUUUCUAAACUAUCUUUUAAAUAUAAAAUAGGUUGGUCCACCAGCUGGAGGAUACCUGGAAAAAACAAAUCUGUACUUUUCCAAGUCAUUGAUCCAGGUUUCUUGCGACGUCUCCAUUUGCCCUAUAGCCGUCACAAUUUUAAAUUCGUUUUGAAAAUUUCUGUACUGUCUUUAAUUCACAUUCAGUCAGCUCAAGAACCAACACAUCGAGAGUUCAUCAGAUUGAUGGCUGGAUUCGAUUGAUGUGUUUGUCAUGUAAAUGCCAAUCGUUUGAUGGACACCUGCAACGCCCAGAGUGCUACCGCAGGUCGCACACUAUUGGUGCAAAAUCAGUCACAUGAUCUGUCACUUAACCGAUAUGAGCACGGAUAGAACUUUGUGUGGUUUGACAUACUGCUUAGAGGUUGUAGGGGCACUGGGACCACACAUCAGCGUAUAUUGACCCUGCUUAAUCAAUUUUGCUUGGUCAGUCAACAAUGAAUUCCUACUUAGAUUAUACGAUUUAUAACCGUGGCGGUAACACUUACAGUUCGAAGGUUGGGUGUUUUCCUAUGGAGCAAGAAUACUUGCCAAGUGCUUGUGCAAGUACAAAUAAUUACAUUCCCGAGGGACGACCAGUCGGAGGCAACACUUUUCCAACGGCACCGCUCGAAACUCAUGGCACAACUUAUUCACAACUUCAGUCGCAGCCAUACCACGUGAACAUGGACAUGGCCAAAACUGGACACAACAAUUUUUGCAAGCAAACCCGACCUCACUCGGACUAUGGACACGUUCUCACUCAAGCAGAUGACCACAUGCGUCUGCAGUCCCCUGCGUUUUCUGUUGUUAACAUGGGAUCCAACAUCGGAGCAUACAGUGAAUCUAACUGCAGGCCAGGAUCUGUUUCUGCAAGCCAUUAUCAGCCUUAUCCCUAUGGAGAACAUGAAUCACAAAGCUACGGUUCGUUUAACAAGUACCAAGUCUCUGCUGAGAGUGACAGCGACUCCAAGACUAAUAUCAAACAAGCGCCAACGUUUGACUGGAUGAAAGUCAAGAGAAACCCACCUAAAACAGUCAAAGCUGCUGAAUACGGAAUCCACGGCCAGCAGAAUAUAAUCCGAACCAACUUUACCACCAAACAGCUUACCGAACUUGAGAAGGAGUUUCACUUCAAUAAGUACCUGACCAGGGCGCGCAGAGUGGAGGUGGCCGCCACCCUUGAACUCAAUGAAACGCAGGUUAAAAUUUGGUUUCAGAACCGCAGAAUGAAGCAGAAGAAGCGCGAGAAAGAGGGCACGGCACCGCUCGCAAAACGCGCGACUCUUUGCUCUGCUGGUGAAAGCGCAGAUAACUCAAACUCGUCUUCCCCUGGUGCUUCACCUACUUCAGACUCCUCUGUUGCCGUUUGACUUGCCUGUGUGACAAACGAACUCAUAAGAGGUUUUAUGAUCGUGCUGUGGAGCUACUUAACUUAUUAUGCUGUCUUGGACAUAGCAUUGAAUAUGAGCUGAUGUAUGCAUGUUUGCUUUUUAUAUAAAACAUCAAUUCUGCUGCAUUUGUUUCAAAUGAACAAACAUACAUUACGCUUAACAGUCCAAAGCGAGACUUUUCAGGUCGAUGUCUUAUUUUGCACUACAGAUUCGUACCUCUUUUAAAAAAAGUGACAAUGAAUGGCAUCUUCAUGUAUUUGAGAACAAUCUGGCCUGUGAAGUUCUAAUAAAUAAAUAUUUUAUUUUUCUGAAAUAAGCUUGUGCUUUCGAGAUGAGGGAACGUGUCAAUUUAUUGAUUUUCUUUUAAUUAAAGGCUCUUAAUGAUA